This is a messenger RNA of Nanorana parkeri, 1062 nucleotides long. Its product is annotated as olfactory receptor 56A4-like. Gene Ontology annotation, molecular function: G protein-coupled receptor activity; olfactory receptor activity. Gene Ontology annotation, biological process: G protein-coupled receptor signaling pathway. The record is from RefSeq and is a predicted model, not a curated record. NCBI's taxonomy places the organism in Eukaryota, Metazoa, Chordata, Amphibia, Anura, Dicroglossidae. The transcript has a single exon. Gene Ontology annotation, cellular component: membrane. Bases 1 to 1032 code for a protein of 343 amino acids.
AUGAUUGGGCUAUGUAAAGAUGAUGAUGAUAAUAAAAUGUUCUACUUUUUCCCUAUUAUAGGUGGAGCGCUGUUGGCGUACGAUACAAGUUCCGGCACCAACUUCACAAGUAACUCCUCCCAAGGCUUCAGCUUCAUCUGUUUCCCUGAAGUUCCCAGCUCGGACAUAGCAGGCCCGCUCGUGUUCUUACUCAUUGUGGCCAUCGUGUCCAAUGUGCUCUUGUUGCUCAUCCUCUUCUUUGAGCCGAGGCUCCACCACCCGAUGUAUUACUUCUUGGCCAUGCUGGCCAUGGUGGACAUCCUUCUCUGCACUGUCACAACGCCCCGAGUCCUGCUCAUCCUCUGGACGGAAGAUAAAACCAUCACGGAAGCGGCCUGCUUUAGCCAAAUGUUCUUUAUCACCUUCUGGUCGGCCAUGGAGUCCUCCAUAUUUCUAGUCAUGGCUUACGAUCGAUAUGUGGCUAUCUGCAACCCUCUUCACUACCCUACCAUUGUGACGAACAAACUUGUGGCCAAGGCUUGCGUGUUCACUGUUGUCAGGAAUUUGGUGGUCGCCUUGCCGCCUCCUCUACUGGCGUCAGGUCUUGACUAUUGCGCCAGUAGACAAAUUCUUCAUUGCUUCUGCGAGAACAUGUCUGUGGAGAAGCUGUCUUGCAGCGACUACACCCCCAGCAGCAUCUUUGGGUUGGUGUGCUUCUUGUUGUUCGGAGGAACGGACGUUUUCCUCAUCGUCGUUUCCUACAUCCUCAUUCUCCGCACGGUGGUGAUAGCUCGCUCCUUCAGCGCUGCCUGUAAAGCCUUCCGCACAUGUGGCUCUCACCUUAUUGUAAUCUGUAUAUUUUACUUCACAGUGGCCUCCACGAUAGUGUCCAUCCGGACCAUCCAGGAGCUACCCCACCCUGUUCAUGUAAUAUUUUCUAUUCUGCACCAUCUUUUGCCUCCGUUGCUGAACCCAAUUGUGUAUGGGAUGUUGACCAAGGAGAUCAGACACUCUGUAGAGAGGAUGAUUGGGAAGAUAAAGAUCCAUCCAUGAGUUGUGUGUGACUGGAAACAGGACUCAUCU